Cajanus cajan (pigeon pea) is the source of this 2665-nucleotide messenger RNA. Lineage: Eukaryota; Viridiplantae; Streptophyta; Magnoliopsida; Fabales; Fabaceae. The record is from RefSeq and is a predicted model, not a curated record.
AUGGACAAAGUGGAAGUGGGAGCAACCAUGGGAGAUGAGAUUGUCACUAGUGAUUGGAAUCCUCAUGCUGAUUUACAAGCUAUGGCCAGAGCUCAUCGACUUGGACAAACUAACAAGGUGAUGAUUUAUAGGCUUAUAACAAGGGGAACAAUUGAAGAAAGGAUGAUUCAGAUGACAAAGAAGAAAAUGGUUUUAGAACACCUGGUUGUAGGGAGGCUAAAGGCUCAAAACAUUAACCAGGAAGAGUUAGAUGAUAUUGUAAGGUAUGGCUCAAAGGAGUUAUUUGCUGAUGAGAAUGAUGAGGUGGGCAAAUCUCGUCAAAUUCAUUAUGAUGAUGAUGCUAUAGACAGAUUGUUGGAUCGCAAUCAAGUUGGAGAUGAAGAGGCUGCUUUGGAUGGGGAAGAUGAAGAUGGAUUUCUGAAGGCCUUUAAGGUGGCAAAUUUUGAAUACAUCGAGGAAGUUGAGCCAGCAGAGGAGGUAGCACAAAAUAUAGCAAAGGAGAAUCAAUCCUCUGAGACCAGUUCCAAAAGAACAAAUUACUGGGAAGAGUUGUUAAAAGACAGGUAUGAAGAGCAUCAAGUUGAAGAGUUAAAUGCCUUGGGCAAAGGGAAGCGAAACCGCAACAAAUGGCUGGGGGGUGGUUUUAGUGGUUUGGAAGAUGUAAGCUCUGACGGUGAAGAUGAGAAUUACAAAGCGGAUGUUACUGAUGAUGAUUCAAAUUCAAGUGAAGCUACUACUACUACUACUAGAAGGUCUCACAAAAAGAAAGCUCGCGCAGAUAGCAUGGAGCCACUUCCUUUAAUGGAAGGUGAAGGAAAAUCUCUGAAAGUACUUGGUUUUAAUCAAAGUCAAAGGACUGCUUUUGUUCAACUUUUGAUGAGGUUUGGGGUUGGUGAUUUUGAUUGGAAAGACUUUACCUCCCACAUGAAGCAGAAGACUUAUGAAGAAAUAGAAGAGUAUGGAAAACUGUUCUUGUCUCAUAUUGCGGAAGAAAUAACUGAUUCCCCUACAUUCACUGAUGGUGUUCCAAAAGAAGGACUUCGAAUACAAGAUGUACUUGUAAGGAUUGCAAUUCUUCUCUUGAUAAAGGACAAAGCGAAGUUUGCAUCAGAAAAUCCUCAAACUCCGCUUUUUUCAGAUGAUAUCUUGUUACGCUAUGCAAAUUUGAAGGGUACAAAGAUAUGGAAGGAGGAGCAUGAUUUAGUGUUGUUGCAUGCAGUGUUGAAGCAUGGCUAUGGAAGGUGGCAUGAUAUUGUUGAUGAUAAGGAUCUGAACAUUCAGAAGGUCAUCUGUCAGGAGUUGAAUAUUCCAUUUACAAAUUUACUAGUUCAAGGACAAGUUGGUUCUCAAGUGCACAAUGGUGCAAAUAUUUCAAAUGUGGAGUCCAGCUGCAAUCCAUCUGGUAAAAAUGGUAGGAGUCACAUACCAGCUGAUGGUGCAAAUAUGACAAAUGUGCAAUCGAGAUGCAACCAAUCUAAGGAGAGUGGUGCGAGUGCAAAUUUACCAGUUCAAGGACAAGUUGGUUCUCAAGUGCACAAUGGUGCAAAUAUGUCAAACGUGGAGUCCAGCUGCAACCCAUCUUGUGAAAAUGGUAGGAGUGACAUAGCAGCUAAUGGUGCAAAUAUGACAAGUGUGCAAUCGAGCUGCAACCAAUCUAAGAAGAGUGGUGUGAGUGGCAUGGCUGCUGAAGGUGCACAUGGUUCUGGCAAUGCUGGGAACCAAGCACAGCUAUGUCAAAAGACCUCCAUAUUGCAUCAGUUUAAAGAUAUGCAGAGAAGACAGGCUGACUUUAUAAAAAGAAGGGUUCUUCUCUUGGAGAAAGGUCUCAACGCUGAGUAUCAGAAAGAAUACUUUGGUGAUUUGAAAGAAAAUCCGGUGGCAAAUGAAGAAUUUAAAGGUAAAUCCAAGGCGACAAACAUGCCAAGUUAUACAUUGGGAGAUUCUGACUCACAAAUGAUUGAUCCACUACCCCGACUUGAAGCAAUAGGUUCAGAGGAAAUUGCUAUUUCUGCAUGUGAUUACAAUCCAGAUCGAUUGCAAUUAGUUUUUCUCUAUAAUGAGAUGUGCAAGACUGUGGAUCAGAAUGCCAUGGAUGUAGUUAAAAUGUCUUUGGCCAGAGAACUGAGAGAAGUUCAUGUUGUUAAGAACUUCCAUAAGUUGGAAAUUAUUUCUGAAGAUGUGAACCGAAUUUUAAAUCAACCAAAUCAACGUUCAGCAGAAACGCAAGUACCGAAUUCUGGCAGCAGUCAGGUACAGCCUAGUACAAGAGAUGUAUAAAUACCAAGAUUUCCGAGGACAUGGGGAACUAAUGUGGAAAUGGGUGGUGGAUCAAAACUAAGAGUGAUGCUGAGUUGAAGCAAGACAGAAAUCUGUUGUGAUAAUUUUUUUAGAUGACUAAAACCUUAGAGAAGAUCUUAGUCAUACUCGUAGCAUAAUAGUCUCAAUUCUCAAAUUAUUUAUUGGGCUCAUUAUGUAGGAAUACAGAUUAGAAAGAACAGGCAUUGUAGCAAAUAGUGUUAUAAUUCUCUUGCUUCAUAAUUCAUUAGAAGUUGUCUGUGUUGACGAGUUCCUAGCAAGAGCUCCCCAUUUUUUUUUUUUAAUGAAUUCCUACAGUUUGAUUCAUUGUAGUUUAUUUUUGUAUUAGAUAUAAUAGACUUUGUGUUGG